This is a messenger RNA of Helianthus annuus (common sunflower), 660 nucleotides long. RefSeq names its product agamous-like MADS-box protein AGL61. Gene Ontology annotation, biological process: regulation of transcription by RNA polymerase II. Lineage: Eukaryota; Viridiplantae; Streptophyta; Magnoliopsida; Asterales; Asteraceae. The transcript has a single exon. The record is from RefSeq and is a predicted model, not a curated record. Bases 1 to 660 code for a protein of 219 amino acids. Gene Ontology annotation, molecular function: RNA polymerase II cis-regulatory region sequence-specific DNA binding; DNA-binding transcription factor activity, RNA polymerase II-specific; protein dimerization activity.
AUGGCUAAGAAACCAAGUUUGGGUCGCCAAAAAAUCAAAAUCGCUAAGAUUCAAAUAAAAAAUCAUCUACAGGUGACUUUCUCAAAGAGGCGAUCCGGGCUCUUCAAGAAGGCUAGUGAGCUUUGCACGUUGUGCGGGGUUGAAAUAGCCAUUGUGGUAUUCUCCCCUGCUGGGAAAGUCUUUUCCUUUGGUCAUCCUAAGGUCGAAUCAAUUAUUGACAGAUUCUUAGCGCGAAACCCUAAUCUCAGCUCGACUAGUUUACAUCUCAUAGAGGCACAUAGAAUAGCAAGCAUUCCUGAACUAAACGUGCAGCUAACAUACAUACUCAACGAGUUAGAAGCGGAGAAAAAAAGAAGCGAGACACUAGAUGAAAUGAGAAAGGCGAGCCAGAGUCAGUUUUGGUGGGAAGCACCAAUUGAGAACCUGAAUAUGCAUGAACUUGAACAACUGAAGAAUUCCAUGGAGGAACUUAAAAAGACUCUGACUAUACAAGCCAAUAGGCUUUUCGCAGAAAACUCUAACUCUAUGUCGUUUUUCGGUACUAAUAAUAAUAUCCCAGGUGGUGUUGAUCACUAUGAGAUGAAGCCUGCUCCCAUCAUUUCAACAUCAUCUUCUGCCGCUUCUCAUGCCCAUAGCUAUGGCUAUGGCCAUGGUUUUUAA